Asterias rubens (European starfish) is the source of this 5985-nucleotide messenger RNA. RefSeq names its product complement C3-like. Gene Ontology annotation, molecular function: endopeptidase inhibitor activity; protein binding. Lineage: Eukaryota; Metazoa; Echinodermata; Asteroidea; Forcipulatida; Asteriidae. Gene Ontology annotation, cellular component: extracellular region. The record is from RefSeq and is a predicted model, not a curated record. The transcript is spliced from 40 exons.
AUGACGGGCCAGAUCUCAUCGUUGCAACAGUCUCCCUCCUCGGAUCAAUCUGGGAACGGACUGAUCAAGAUGGUCGGGUUGGUGUUCGUUUGCUUCGUCUGGACGACGCUGGCUACUCGAAUCAGUGCACAGCUGCAGUACUUCAUCAUUACGCCCAACGUCAUCCGAGUGGACGUCGAUGAAUCCAUUCUUGUAAAUCUUCAAGGCGUUCCUCAACAUGAAGUCAUACCGGUGACUUUGUACUUCCAACUGACCGGAUCAAAUGAUCGACUGUCGGAGACAACAGUCAACGUCACUGGUGAUCCAGCUUUGAUGCAUAGAGCCAUAAUGCGGAUUGACCGUGCGCAACUCCCCGUGCUCGAUAGUACAAGCCAUGAGUUCAUCACACUCGUCGCACAAUCCAACUUGCAAUCCCAAAAAUUUCGUUUUCAGAACAGCAAGCCGAUCCUUCUGAGUAUGAAGUCUGGAUUUGUUUUCAUUCAGACGGACAAGCCACUGUACACACCUUCACAGACUGUGAAUAUCCGCAUCGUUGUUUUGAAUCAAAAGAUGUUUCCUGACUUAAACUUGGUUCGAGUCGAAAUCAUGAGUCCAAACAAAAUCGUCGUUCACCGGAAAACGGAAAAGGCCAAUGCAGGAUUUGCCGUAGUUCAGUUUCGCUUUCCUCCGGUCCCAGUGUUUGGUAAAUGGACUGUGACUGUCUACUACGGUCACCUGUUUAAAGCGAAAACGUCCGUAGAGUUCGAAGUUAAGGAAUAUGUGUUACCAAAGUUUCAGGUUACGGUGCAAACCCGUAAGGAAUACGUUUUACCAGAAACGGAAUUUCUUCGUACAACGGUGACAGCAACGUACGUGUUCGGAGAGCGGGUGUUUGGCAAGUUUCUCUUAAAGUAUGGAGUCUUCACCGAGGAUGACAACUUUCUGAUUCUUCAAGAGACUGAAGACACACUGGGUGAUGGUGGCAUCGGCUAUGCAGACUUUAGAGUCAGUGACAUACCUGCUGAUCAGAUGGAGACGCUGAUGGGAAAGAGUCUCAUCAUCCAAGCCUUCGUUACGGAUGUAGCCAAUGGGGAGACCAUCAACACAAACCAUACUAGGGUUGCAUUCACCAGGACCCCGUACAGAUUCAACUGGGACAACACUCGUAGAUACUUCAAGAAAGGAUUGCCGUUUCCUGUCAAGGCCGUUCUCCAGUACAUGAAUGGACUUCCUGCUAGCAAUGUCCCCGUUACCAUCCACCGGAUGGGCGAGGGCGAUCAACACCUCUCAGACGAAGACCAAAAUGGUGACACUCGUAACUCUGGACCCAAUGGCGAGAUUUAUUUUAGGCUUGAUAUGCCUAGGGAGGCAGCAGAAGUCGAACUUCGAGUUGGUUUGAAACCCAGUCCCUAUUCAAGUAAAACUAAAACACAAAGGAAACUGCUAUUUGGCUCGAAUGUGGAAUUUCACAACUUGAAAUGUUCACCAGGGUUGUUGUUUGAUUCCUAUAAUAUACAGUUGGAGACGGCAGAUCGUGAACUGAAUGAGGAAUCUAACGCUGAAGGUAAUUUUACUCUGCUAUCAGAACAUCCCGUGGGAGGUGAAUUCCUGCUGAUUAGAAUUCCGAUGGUAGGAUUUGAACAGAUCCAACAGAUUGACAGCAACAGUCCGACUGAGGUGCUACUUUCUCAACCCAAAAAUGUAGCACUCCACUUCUUUGUGAUAUCUAGAGGGAAGAUUGUUUAUGAAACCAAGAGGCAGAUUCAGAACGCCAACACAGCCUUUCCAUUUAGAAUCACCACCAAUAUGGCGCCAAUCUCUCGCGUUGUCGCUUACUACAUCAACGUAGAUGGUAAAGUUAUUGCCGAUGCAUUACUCUUGCGAGUUCAGGAGAAAUGUGAAAAUCCGGUUACUGUUGGCUUUGCAGCACUUCCACGGGAGGACGGCAGCAACGUUUAUAAGUCAGAUUUUAAGGAGAAAAGUAUUACGAUAAACGUCACCGCCAUGCCGGAUACACACGUUGGUCUGCUUGCUGUGGAUGAGGCUGUAUUUGCCCUCCUCAAAUAUCACAGACUCACUCAGAAAAAGGUGUUUGAGAGAAUGGCUGGAUAUGAUCUAGGCUGUGGGCCUGGAGGUGGACAGACUUCAGCCAAUAUCUUUAAGGAUGCCGGAGUCACUGUGAUGACCAAUGCUGCUCUGAAUGUACCACACAGGGAAGAAAUUGAGUGUCCUCAAGCUGUACAGAGAGCCAAGAGGUCGGUGUCAGAAGAGGAGCCUAACAGUAUUUUGGAUGAUUAUGAAGGAGAAAACAGGACAUACUGUGCGAUGGGCUUGAGAGAUGUGACGGACCCUAAGACCUUCCCGUGCAUCCGACGGGCCAAACUUCUCUCCAGACGGGAGGGGCUGCCGUUGGACAGCCACCUGGUUGAAGCGUUUUAUGACUGCUGUAAGAGUAAAGCAACGGCGAACCAAGGGAGGAGUGAUGCAGAUAAGGCUUUGAAUAUAUUGGUCAAUGAGCAAAACGCUAUGAUACGAUCAGACUUUCCUGAAAGCUGGAUGUUCUUCAACAUCACGACUGGGGAAGACGGUUCUAAAUUUCAAACUGUAUCUCUGCGCCAUAGUGUAACUACUUGGGUAGUGGAAGCCAUUGGUGUAUCCAACCAGUACUUAAUGUGCGUCGCUGAACCUGCCAAACUGCGAGUUCGACCGCUCUUCUUCUUAGAUUUAGCUUUGCCAUACUCGGUCAAACGGUUGGAGCAAAUUGAGAUUAUCGUGACGGUGUUCAACUACGCUGAAGAAGAACUCCCUGUAACAGUCCACCUAAAAGGAGCAGAAGGUUUGUGUUCCGAAGCUCAACCAGGCGAACUGUCCGAAGGGAAAACAAUAAACGUACUCCCCAACGAACCUGGUGCCGUGAAGUUUGUCAUAAUUCCCCUGGAGGCAAAGCGAAUCCCGAUAGAGGUGCACGCUUCCAGCAACCUGGAGGGCAAAGACAAUCACAACGAUGCCAUCGAAAAGUUCCUAAAUGUUUACCAAGAGGGUUACAUACAGCGAGACACUGAGACAAUAAUGGUGGAUCCAGUCAACUCCCGAGCCCUGGCAGGAAACCGUCGAGGGGGAGAAGAUCAGUCUUUUCAGCAUGACCAGUUCUGGGGUGAAGAUGGUGAAAACAGCCAGAUCGAUGUCAUACGAUACAACCUGAAUGGAGAUGCCAUCCCUGGUACCCAUAAAGUCCAUAUCAGUCUCAUGGGGAACACCAUGGGCAAUGUUAUAGAAACCGUCCUUGGAGGAAUAGAACGACUUCUUCGCAUCCCAGGUGGGUGUGGUGAGCAGACCAUGACUAGACUGGCACCUAACGUCUAUGUCUACAGAUAUCUCAAGUUUAGUGAUCAGUACACUGCUUACCUGGAAGAGUCUGCUAAGAAGUACAUUGAAAAUGGAGUGAUACAUGAGCUGAAAUACCGACAUGAUGAUGGGUCAUUUUCUGCUUAUCCAUCACGUCCGGGUAGUACUUGGUUGACUGCCUUUGUGGCCAAAGUCUUUUGUCAGGCAAGAGAGUUUGCUUACAUCGAUGAUAGUAUAACUUGUCAACCUUUGGAAUGGCUGACGACAACGACACAAAACGAGGACGGUUCGUUUAGAGAGGUUUCAGUUGUGUCUAACAAAGGAAUGAUUGGCAGUGUUCAAGGAAGUGUUUCAAUGACAGCGUUUGUGCUGAUUUCUCUCCUGGAGUGUGAGUGUGCUACAGUGGAUACGAGCAACUCUGUUGCUUUAGCUACAGCCUUCUUAGAGGGUCAACUGCUACAAUUGACGAGACCUUUUGCCAUCGCCAUCACUGCAUACGCCCUCGCUCUGGCCAAUAGCGACCUAGCCGAUGAGGCUCUCACAAUGCUCAAAGCAAUUGCUACGUAUGAAGAAGAAUCAAAACAUCGCUAUUGGGCAUUGGACGUCUUGUCAUAUGGCGCUGGUCCAAAACCAUAUUUUUUCAGCAGCAGACCCAAAGCAAUCGAGGUGGAGACAACAAGCUAUGCACUGCUGGCCUUUCUUGAGGUGGAUGACUUGUCAUACAGCCAUGACAUCGUUAGAUGGCUAACAAACCAGGAAAACUAUCAAGGUGGAUUCGUGUCUACUCAGGAUACAGUUAUAGCCUUGCAGGCACUGUCUGCGUAUUCAAUCAAGUCGGACACGAACGUCAUCGAUAUCGACUGUCAAGUCAGUUGUCAGGAGGCUGGGUUCGAAAAUGAGUUCCUGCUGAAACCCGACAAUGCAAUCCUCAGGCAGUUUGCUGAAAUUAGGGGUCCAGAAGAUCAACCGGAGUUCCAAGUGUCUUUUGAAUCUGCAGGCACAGGCAUGGGUCAGUUGAAAUUUGAGUCCAGCUUUAACAUCCCGGAGCCGAAUGUGCAAAUCUGCGACUUUGUGCUCAACAUCAACCAAGAAGCCAUUGAAGUGGAUGAGAACAAUCAGCGUAUCCGGUAUACUAUUGACCUGAGUUAUAUAAAAGGCGAGGCGACAGGAAUGGCAAUUCUUGAAGUGGGUUUAUACACAUGAUAUAAAGCUGUGGCGGAAGAUCUGGACGAGGUCAAACGCAACAGCGGUGACAACAUCCAUCUCAUUGAAGAAACUGAUCUAUCAGUCGUCUUUUACCUGGAUGAAAUCAGAAGAGACCGAGUUGACGAGAUCACCUUCAAAGCCGAACGGAAACUCAAGGUCGGCAAACUUCAGCCUGUGUUAGUGAAGGUGUUUGAUUACUAUAACCCUACCGUUGAAUGCAGUAAAUUCAUCCAUCCUGACGAAGGUGGGGCUCAGUUGAGUACAUUGUGUGUCGGAAACACGUGUUCAUGUGCAGCAGGCAAAUGUUCCCCGGGUAUCAUUGUGGACCAUAAAGCCGUUGAAGUUGCGGAUUUGAAGUUAAAGGCUUGCACCACUGCAUCCCAUUUUGCCUUUGAAGCAGAAGUUGUGUCAGCUAAAAGAAGAGGGUCUUUCCAGUCCAUCAGCAUGACCAUAGUGAUGCCUGUUAAACCAGGUCUAGAUCUUGUGGCUGUAAAUCAGAAUCGAACUUUCUUGAAGAGUGUGAGUUGUGACGAGCCACAGCUAAGGAAUAGACGCUACCUGGUAAUCGGUACGGGUGGAAUACCAUUCAAAAACGACAUGGGAAUGGCCAGCUACAAGUACCUCAUUGAUGAGAAGAUGUCCUUCUACGAGUGGCCAAUAGAGGGUGGCGGUAGAGAUCUCACAAAAAAUAAAUGGAAGAACCUCAAGCGCAAACUAGAUCAGUUGAAAAGACAGCUGGUUUAUGGGAGUGGAUGCCCGCAUUAAUCAAAUACUUAGUGAAGUCCUCUACUUAAAGGAUCAAGACUAAGAUGGUAUUGCACUCUCUUAAACGAGAGUAUUAUACACAUGUUUAUGAUCAUUUACACAAGAGAAGGGAGCCAUUUCUAGUUCUUUUUGUUUUGUUUUGUUUUGCUGACAUACCUAUCAUUAAGCGUUGAUAAGGAAUUAUAUAACUUCCUUUCUAUACACUAUUUUGACUGCUUUGAUACGAUUGAGCGUGGAUAAGAAUUUAGAUAAUUUCUUGUUUACUCUAUGCUGAUGUAGUCUAUUUUGCUUGACGGUUAAUACACUGGACAUUUUCGGUAAUGAUAAUUAUGACUAGGCUUCAUAGUUGUUCUUGUUAAACAUAAUGCAUACAAUAACAAACCUGUGAAAAUUUGAGCUCAAUCGGUUGUCGAAGUUGCGAGAUAUUAAUGAAAGAAAAAAACACCCUUGUCGCACCAUGGUCACACGAAACUGUGUGUGCUUUCAGAUGCUUGGUUUCGUGACCUUAUAUUAUAAACCUUAGGUCUCCAAAUCAAAUUCGUGGAAAAUUAUUUCUUUCUCGAAACUAUGUCACUUCAGAUUAAUUACUCAACUUUAUACCCCAUAUAUCGUAACCAAGAAAGUUGUUAUGGUGAUAAUAUGUUGAGUAUUUACCAAUCGUGUCCACUACCUUUAAAACAUGCAGAUAAU